Messenger RNA from Marasmius oreades (fairy-ring Marasmius), 2102 nucleotides. RefSeq lists its product as uncharacterized. The transcript is spliced from 3 exons. The coding region runs from base 119 to 1966 and encodes 615 amino acids. The record is from RefSeq and is a predicted model, not a curated record. NCBI's taxonomy places the organism in Eukaryota, Fungi, Basidiomycota, Agaricomycetes, Agaricales, Marasmiaceae.
CCAUCGUUUCAUGAACUCAUAUAAGCAACGACAUAGACAACACAGUUACAGCUACUGUAAAUGCCGCCAGUGAUAAAACAACGUCCAACUCAUUUCCCACGAGGCUCAGAUCCUUACUAUGGCCAAUCCCAUUCCACCUAGUCUCGAAAACAAGACCCGCGACCUUCGAGGAUACCUGGAAACAAAAAGAUAUUCCGUCAUUGAUCCCACUGCCAUCGAUCACCAGGACGUAGCACACAUGCUCUGUUGCUGGGGGCGUGGCGACGAGCUCGAAACAAGCGUUGGCACAAUCAAACUCUCUCCAGUGGGCACCAAGCCUUCUCCAGCGGGCACCGAGCCUUCUCCAACUGGCACGUCGCUCUCCUCCUUACAAGCACCCUUUCCUCGGAAUGGAGUCAUUACCGUUCAAUCUGAAUAUCUCGAACUCGAAAGGCGCAUAAUGAACCAGUACGCUUCUGACUAUAAAAAUCGACGCAAUGAUAGACGCGGUGUCCUUGUUACUGGGAUGCCUGGGAUUGGCAAAUCAGUGUUUCUUAUCUAUCUUCUGGCUAAAACAUUAGCUCGCAAACAACCGGUAUUCCUCCAUAUCCAAUCUAAUACAUUUGUCUUUCUUGGACCUGAAGUGACAGAUGUGUACGCCGUCCCCGACUCUUCCGGCGUCUUGCGGUCUGUAUAUGUGUCCGACAUGCUUUUUCUGGUGGACAUGGAUUGGACUAGUGCAGAAAACCCCCUGUUCAUGAAAAAGCGGAAUAUGCUUUUCACGGUUGGGACGUCUUCCCCGAACCCACGAUUACAACGACUUAAGACUUGGCGAAAGGAAUUCCGAAUCACUUCUCUGGUGAUGAACCCACCCGAUGUUGCGGACGUUGUCAAAAUCUUCACCCAUGCGUACCCCAGGUCAGGGCUUACAGCGCCAAAAACGGAGAACUUUAUCCGCCUCUUGAUUCAAACCUUCAAUGUGGACCUCCGUCGCUUCGAAGAGAUCUUCUCUGAACUUCGGUUUCACUCAAACACCGCUGUUUUGUCCAAAGCGAGCCAGGAUUUCGUGGAUGAUGUCCGGGGUGCUCUUGACGACCUGAAAGCUGAAGACGUCGCUUCGCUGCUACGCGGUAGUUCAGACUAUCCCCAGUACUCCCAUCGGCUUAUUGCCUCAUACCGAAGGCGACCGCUCUUACCGCCGACUCAUUUACACCUUGAACCUAAUCACACUCUGCGACAUGAAGUCCGGUCUUCCUUGGUAGUGAACCUACUCUGCGAGGCCUGGACAAAGCAAGCCGACAAGAUGCGGACGAUUAUGGAGACGUUACUUAGCUCCAACAUGAAGAUGGCAGCAGCUCUCGGCUGGCUUUUCGAGGCCGAAGGACACACUCAUAUCGUCACCAACCAGUGCCUCAAGAUUUACCCGAUGACGGAGACAUGGGUUGGAACAAACAAAACCUAUCUGAGUCAAGCCGAGCAUGCCCAGUCCAUGGAGAUCGGUCCACGGGCCAUGACGCUCUAUGACUCUACCUCCGACCCUUCAACGACUUGCGAGCAGAACGCUUAUUAUGUCCCCAUCCAGGUCAAUAAUCCCCUCUUCGACUCUUUUCUCGCCGGCAAGGACUUUGGCGCUGCGUUUCAAAUGACCAGAUCAGGCACACACAGCUUCAAAACUACAUACCUCAAGCCGCUUCAAAAGCGGCUUGAGGCGAUCUGUGGCAAACCACCAUCUGGCUUUCAUUUUGUCUUUGUUGUCCAGAGGGGCAAGAAAAUCCAGAUCCGUAUACCAGAUACCGCUGUUACUCGGAUGUUCAGGUACUAUACACUACCCCUGGCCUCUCAGUCACUUGGACUUCAAAACCCUGAAGCAGUGUUGAAGGAGAAUGGCAUGGGUGGUAUGAUAGGUGAGGUGGAGCCUGAUGUUGAUGAAUAUGUCGAGGAUGGCGAAACAGUGGAUGAUGGGGACAUAAUCAUGGAUUGGAUAUGACCUCAAGAAGAUGAAUGUCUUCCUUUUCUUUUCUCCCAGACUUCCAUCCCCUAUAUCUCAAUUGAUCCGUAGUAAUCUGUAACUUCGACCAAGAGCAAAUAAGUUACGAGAAUGAAAAGAGAAAUGUCUAGUAUGA